Messenger RNA from Acipenser ruthenus (sterlet), 3294 nucleotides. Its product is annotated as zinc finger protein ZFP2-like. Lineage: Eukaryota; Metazoa; Chordata; Actinopteri; Acipenseriformes; Acipenseridae. The record is from RefSeq and is a predicted model, not a curated record. Gene Ontology annotation, biological process: regulation of cytokine production; negative regulation of transcription by RNA polymerase II; regulation of immune system process. The transcript has 4 exons. Bases 232 to 2157 code for a protein of 641 amino acids.
UGCAACUAAGCAAAUGUAACAGUCUGGUGAUUCAAUGAAUUGUAGCGCUUACUCGGUGGGAACCUUUGUUACAGGGAGAUGGGGUCUGGUAGGAAGAUGUUGGAGAGCGGGAUUCUGGGAAGAGCUGAGUUCGUGGUACCGGAUGUGUGAUUUUCAAUAAAGUGUGUUCAUUUAGAAGUAAUACACAGUCUACCGAGCAGAACCCCAUUUGAUACUGUGGACAGUUUAAAGAUGGAAUCAGUCCCGAUUAAAGAGGAGCUCCCUAAACUUGAACUGGUCCCCAUUAGACUGGAGUUCUCUGGACUGUCUUCCCUCCCCAUUAAACAGAAGCUCUGUGAGAUGCCAUCUGACAGCAUCAAGUCGGAGGUGUCUGGGAUUAAAGCUGAGCGCAAUGAAUUGGAGAUCUCCCAGACAGAAGAACCCCUUCCUGUGAAUGAAGAGGUGCUGGAAAUGUUACCAAGCAGAACCACGUUUGAUGCCUUGGACAAUGUGAAGAUGGAAUCUGUCCCGAUUAAAGAGGAGCUCCCUAAACUUGAACUGGUCCCAAUUAGACUGGAGUUCACUGGACUGGCUUCCCUCCCCAUUAAACAGGAGCUCUGUGAGACGCCCUGUGACAGCAUCAAGCCAGUGGUGUCUGGAAUUAAAGCUGAGCGCAACGAACUGGAGAUCUCCCAGACAGAAGAACCAGUUCCUAUGAAAGAAGAGGUGCUGGAAAUGGUGCGUAUUAAACUGGAGCCCCUGAAAGAGGAGGUACUCUUGAAACCAGGGAAGGAAGAAUCCGAAGACUUGAAAGCAGCCCCCACUGAGCUGGGUCCGGUACACCUGCGGGAGUGUAGCGUGGUGCUGGUGAGAAUCUAUGUGAGAAAGCAAGGCUCUGGAGAGGAAGGCUCUCCCAACAGCACGCAAGGAGGUGGACAGGACGACGAGAGCUCACAUUCAGAGUGCAGUCCAGCAGGUUCCAGUCCAGCAGUUAAAGCAAGGACCCAGUUAAGGAAUUUAAAAAUACUGAGAGGAGAGAAAUUAAAAUAUACCAGAGGAGAGAAACCGUAUCACUGCUCUGACUGUGGAAAGAGUUUCAGGCACUCAGGAGACCUUGUGAUACACCAGCGAAUUCACACAGGAGAGAAACCCUAUCGCUGCUCUGACUGUGGAAAGAGGUUCAAGUCAUCAGGACACCGUACAGCACACCAGCGAAUUCACACAGGAGAGAAACCGCAUUGCUGCUCUGACUGUGGAAAGAGUUUCAGGAACUCAGGAGACCUUUCAAAACACCAACGAAUUCACACAGGAGAGAAACCUUAUCGCUGUUCGCACUGUGGGAAGAGUUUCAGUCGGUCUGGAAAUUUUGAAUUGCAUAAGCGAACUCACAAAGGAGAGAAACCAUAUCACUGUUCUGACUGUGGGAAGAGUUUCAGUCGGUCAGAACACCUAUUAAUACAUCAGCGAAUACACACUGGAGAGAGACCGUAUCACUGCACUGACUGUGGGAAGAGUUUCAGUCGAUCAGGACAACUUGUAACACACCAGCGAAUUCACACAGGAGAGAAACCAUAUUACUGCUCUGACUGUGGGAAGAGUUUCAGGGAUUCAACAGACCUUGUAAAACACCAGAGAACUCACACAGGAGUAAAGCCAUAUCACUGCUCCGACUGUGGUAAAAGUUUCAGUCAGUCAGGACAACUUGGAAAACAUCAGCGGAUUCACACAGGAGAAAAAACGUUUCAUUGCUCUGACUGUGGGAAGAGUUUCAGUUCGUUAGCAAACCUUGUUUCACACCAGCGAAUUCACUCAGGAGAGAAACCGUAUCACUGCUCUAACUGUGGGAAAAGUUUCCGUCACUCAGCAUCCUUUGCUGUACACCGGCACAUUCACACAGGAGAGAAACCGUAUCACUGCUCUCACUGUGGGAAGAGUUUCGGUCACUUGGCAUCCUUUGCUGCACACCAGCGUAUUCACACAGGAGAGAAACCGUACCGCUGCUCUGACUGUGGAAAGACUUUCAGACGGUCGGGACACCUUGUUUCACACCGGCGCGUUCACACAGGAGAGAAACCGUACCGCUGCUCUGAUUGUGGGAAGAGUUUCAGUCAGUCAAGAUCCCUUGUUACACACCAGCAAAUUCACACAGGAGAGAAAAAAAAAAGAAAAUGUAAAUAAUGUUCCUGCAUAAAAAUAACUUUUAUCCAUUUUGCUUCCUGGCAUUUCAGCACAGCAGUGUGCUGCUGAAUAGUGUGGCUGCCCAAGCCGAGGAGACAGUCAGAACAAAUCCUUAAAUGGAAUUUACUAGUGUAACGACCUCGCCCUUAGCACAAAGCCAACCACUAUGGAGUGAUUACCUCCCUAUAUUAAAUAUAUCCCAUGACAAAAACAAGUUCGACAAACAGCUGUUUAAAGGGGUGAUCUCAAAUGCAAAAAUCCAAGUUAGGAGAAGCAAUUAGGCCAAUCUUGUCAAGCAAAUAGGCACAAUUGGAAAGGUGCUGGGGCCCAAGAUUCACACAAUUCUUGCUUCUAACUUUGCGCCUUUUUUUUGAUCGCUUCGCUCCACUUUAUCGCUCCUCUUGAAAUGCUCUUUGUAUGAUUGAAGUGACUGAGACACACACUCACAUUGUAAUACGAAAGACAUAAUUUCGGAUUGGAUCAGAAUCUGAGUGCUCAUGUAUCACAGAGCAGCUCUCCUGGUAAACCCUUUGAAGGAGGAAACAAACUGCUAUUGUUAAUUAUUUUGCAUAGAAUGGCACAAGGCAGCUGUAAUAGAGUAAAUGUGGAUGCGCUUUUAGACUGUGUGUUGCUGCUUGCCCCACCUUGUGCAAAUUCAAAGUGUAAAACCAGAUAACACAACAAGCAGGGCACAAGCUAAGCGAUGAGCUGUAUUUGAUUAGGGAAAUAAAAUCUGUUUACUUUGACUAUCUGCGUCAGUCUGGAUUCUUAUAGAAAUCAAAUGUAAGACAACAAAUAUACUAGAAGUGUCAGGGGUGGAAGUUGCAGGUUGAGAUUUUAGAGUCAGUGUUUCCCUGCAUGCAUCACUGUGAGCAGCUCCUUCCUCCAGACACAGACCCACACUGGAAUGUUUAGAUGACUGGGUGUGAGGAGCCUUGUGUUAACAAUGGGAGAACUGGGCUGACUGGGGAGGUAACUGCUACUGCCUAUUUCAAUAGUCUUAUUACUGUGUUGUUACAUUAUGGACAGCAGUGGUGCUCUGGCUCCCUCUUGUGGUCACUAUUAAUAUCUGCUGUGUGUCUCUCGGAGGUCAAAUUAAUUGCUCUUUGUCAUUAAAAUGCUGUUUUUAUCAUCAAA